AUGCCGCAAGUAGUCAUCAUCGGUGGUGGGCUCGCGGGCCCUGUCCUGGCUUUGGCCUUGAAUAAACAGGAAAUUUCCAGCGCCAUAUAUGAGCUGCGGCCCCGCACGUACAGGUCGGGAGGCAACAUUGCCAUAGCACCCAACGCUGCUCGAGUGCUCAACAACAUUGGUGUUUACGGUCGACUACGCACCCAAGGCUUCAACUAUGAAGAGAUCUCCUUUGAGAACGGUUCGGGAAAUGUGCUAGGGAAGUUUCUGAAUGGAAGUCAAAAGCAGUAUAACUUUGCUGCUCUCCGCAUCAAACGAUCUAUUGUGCACGACGAACUUUUGGCCGCCUGCGAGCGACGCGGUAUUCCUGUUCACUAUGAGAGAAAAUUCAAGGGCAUUGCUUCAGAAACGGAUCAAGGUGCGACUGCCUUGUUCGAAGAUGGAGAGGAAGUCACGGCUGGAUUUGUUAUUGGAUGUGAUGGUAUUCACUCAAAGGUGAGAAACCAUAUCGAAGCUGUCCAGCCGGUUUUCAGUGGCCUGAUGGGCAUCAUGGGCUCUACAAUGGAGGCAGAACUUACCUCGAUGCAUGCAGAAUCGCACCCUUCUCUCCCUUCCAUGAUGUUUGGCGCCAAUGGCUCUUUCGCCAUCAUGCCAUCCAGCUUCGACGGCAAGAACAUCGGAUAUUUUGCUACUAUUGAAGCGGAAGAUCGCAGUCAGGAGGAAUGGUCUGAGUUGUAUCAGAACAAGUCUGAACUCCACCAAUGGCUCACUGGUCGCUUUGCCUCCUCUACCUCACGUUGGCCGUCUCUAGUCCAAGAGCUUUGCGAGAAAACCCCGCAAGAUACUUUGACAAGCUGGCCAUUUUUCUCGGUUCCAGAACUUCAUAACUGGAAAUCUACUGCCGGACGAGUUAUCGUUAUCGGCGACGCAGCACACGCAAUUCCACCAACUGGCGGCCAGGGAGCAGCUAUGGCAUUCGAGGAUGCUGAAACACUCUCUUACGUACUGGGGCGCCUGAGUGACCUCCGUCUCGCUCAUCCUGGGAGUAGUCACAAGCUGUUUGCGGGAGAAAUUCUCGAAAAGUGGCAGCGUCACCGCCAGGAUCGCAUUGUCAAGGUUUUGGACUUCACUUCCAAGAAUGGAACUCUACGCAAGAGUAGCCCGCACGCAUACGAACAGGCUGCCAAGGAGUGGAUCAUUUGGGCUGCUUUGAAGUUGAUGGGUCCUGAAGCUGGUGCAAAGUGGUUGUAUUCCUAUAACGCGGAGAACGUGCUCGGAGUAAUCGCCUAG
Fusarium proliferatum ET1 is the source of this 1278-nucleotide messenger RNA. RefSeq lists its product as uncharacterized. The transcript is spliced from 3 exons. Gene Ontology annotation, molecular function: monooxygenase activity; FAD binding. NCBI's taxonomy places the organism in Eukaryota, Fungi, Ascomycota, Sordariomycetes, Hypocreales, Nectriaceae. The record is from RefSeq and is a predicted model, not a curated record. The coding region runs from base 1 to 1278 and encodes 425 amino acids.